UCGUAAUUUUGUAUCACCAUUUCUGGUUAAAACAAGUGAUUUUGCCUUGUUUGUUAAGUUUUUUUAGGAUAAAUUAUGUUAAUUAAUAGUUAUUGCCAAAACAAUUGAAUUUCAACACUUAAUAAGUUAAUAUUCCUCAUCCUCCGUUUUCGAUAUACCUACCAUGGAACAAAUAAAAUUGGAAUAUUGCAUACCUGAUGGAAGCGAGGAGCUGGUCAAUUUCCCUUUCUAUAAAUUAUCCGAACUGGAACCCUUUGAUUACGACAAAAUCAGAGAUCACCUUAAAGGUCCAUUUUUUAGACAGGCGGCGGAAUGGCUACAGAAGUUUGUUCGACUUGAAAAAUUUUACACCGAUUUUAACAACUGCAUGGAUCAGACGUUAGAUUUUAUAUUGAAUUACGCUCGAGCUCUCGCAUUGCGAAAUAACCCAGACGAGCUAAGAGAGGCACUUAUGCUUCUGGAGGUUCUUAAGGUCAUUAUUCAAAGGGUUGCCAACGACGAUAACUUAUGCCUAAAUCAAGAGAGAAUAGUGGAGUUUUUGGUUUACGCAAUUACGCAAGCAAAAACGAAGAUGGUGCAGUUGGAGAUUGGAGUUAUUUCAGUUGAAAUGGUAAUCGCUUAUCGCGUAGGAGCUGAAAAGCGUAUUAGUCGUAAUAUGACGAAAUUACUGGUUGAAUGUUGUAAACUGUUUCAUUACAACGGAGAACUUUUUCUUCUGACUCGGAUAACUAGGAUUAUCCUCGAAAGGAAGCUUUUUUCUUUCAAUAGAGCACAAUACUAUUUAAAAUGGAUCGAAAAAAACGCUGUUGACACACUAACGCGGUGCGAUUCUGAUUUGCUCUUUUUGGAAACAUGCUAUUGUAUUGUCUUAUACUACAAAACUUACGCGGGCAAUGAUUCCAUAGGCCAUAUAAACUUCUUGGAUUGCUUAAAUGAGUUAAUAGCUUACCGUGCAACUAGCAGUAAUAAUCUUCGUUUUAUGAUUGAUAGUAUUUUCGUUAUCAUUGUUGAACAGUAUUAUCUUAAUGACAGUUACCGGUGGCCGGGUGGUACGGAUGCAUUAUUAGAAACAAUUCGGAAUUUGCCUGUGGAUUACAAAACGUGGCCUUAUCACGAUAAGGAAUUUUUUUUCGUUUUUGCGUACAUUCAACUCGACAAUGUACGGUCCAAUUGGUGCGGCGAAACAAUAUUAAAAGAAAUUGAACUCUAUUUACGGCGCCCAACUCUACCGCCAAAGUACGUGUUGAAAGGUCUGUUAUCCUUGUACCUCAACCUACUCGACAGAGCUGGUCUCGCAACGAGUUAUCGCGCGAGAGAUAUUUUGGUUACCAGCGUAAUGUCGGUAAAGUGCAUAUCUCGUGUAGUUACAUUGGAUUCUAUCCAACUGAAUUGGUUCCUUAACGACCCUAAUCCUUCAAUACAAAAUCGAAUAUUAGUCCAUUUACUAUCGAAAAAAACCGAUGAGGAUAUUAUAUCCGCUCUUCAGAAAUCCAAAUGGCAGCUGCUGUUAAUGCCGUUGUUCAAUAUUGGACUGGACGAACUUCAACGUGAUAGAUUACUACAUAUACUAGGAAGAUUAUUAGAAGAAAAAAAUUCCCUGGGCCAAUUCAUCCCUUUGAAAAUCGAUGUUGCGGGUUAUUUGAUCCAGAAUAGCUUAAAAAAGAAUAUCCAACAGGUCGGUACGCAAAUGUUAAAGUUAUGCUAUAUGAGUAGAAUUCCGGAGUUGGUUGCUUACAACUUGGCAUUAUUUGAACAUGUAAAGGAUAAACCGUCUGCGUUCUUCUUGUUCUGCGAGAAAGCAACUAUUCGAACGUUGUGUUCGUAUUGUACGAAUGAAGAUCAAAGAGUUUCUAUUGCAGCAAUUAAAAUGAUGCAUUCUUUAAUAAAGAUACAGGUUCAAUAUGAGGCGGUGUUGUCAUACGCUGUGACAAUGAACUUCAUUAAACUACUGAAAACAGUGCAGAGCGUCACCGAGCAAGUGCUGAUCAUACUGAAACAAGUUCUAAUGCGCAAGAGGGAACUGAUAGUGAGUUAUGAUAAAAGCUCCGUUGUCGGAUUGUUUCAUUUAAUUAUUGAUAUGGCGUUAAACAAGUUGUGGACUAGACCUUGUGUGGAAAUAUUAAAGAUGCUACUACGACUGGAACCAAAACUGAUCCAUAUGCAAGUUUUGCCAAGUUUUCUUAACAAUGCGUACGAUGCGGUUUUGGGAAGCGGAUCUGAAGCACCUUUUUUGACGAUUUUAAUACUGUGGUUGCGCAAUACAAAUACGUGCUCUAAUCUACGAAUACGUCUGAUACAACACAUUUUUACGAAUUUUCCAAAAAAGUGUAAGAAACACUUUGCUACCAUUAAGCAGAUUUUCAUGAAACGUUCUGUGGAAGUCAAUACAACUUUAUUGACAGGCACCAAGUUUGGUAGCGAAAUGGACAUCACUUGCCUUAAUGUUAUUCGCGAUUAAAGCUUAUCACCUUACUAUUUUAUUGACGAAUCAUGAAUGUGAUCAAUACAUUUUAAAAAAUA
Messenger RNA from Photinus pyralis (common eastern firefly), 2520 nucleotides. RefSeq lists its product as uncharacterized. The transcript is spliced from 9 exons. NCBI's taxonomy places the organism in Eukaryota, Metazoa, Arthropoda, Insecta, Coleoptera, Lampyridae. Bases 164 to 2458 code for a protein of 764 amino acids. The record is from RefSeq and is a predicted model, not a curated record.